CUUUUACAAAUAUGUCUUUUGCAACAAUGCACCUUUCUACAAACGAAGCCUAAUCUAUCAAAUGCUGUGAUUUUUGUCUUAUUGGGUUGGCAACUAAGUGAUUGCGGAUUUUGUCAUUAGCUAGCAAUGGGUUGGGUUGGGUUGCCAACCCAAUAAAAGAACAAAUGUGGUGCAUCUAUUAUUUCUUUACGAAACGAAAGAAACUUUUGGCUGAACAUAAUAUACCGAAAACUAUCAAGCGCCAAUAAUUAUCUAAUUAUUAUUUUAUUCGAUAAGUUACGAUAAUAAGCAAAUACGUGCAUCAUCAUACGAACAAUAAAUGUAACGCCUAAUUUCUUCAAAACGCUGAAACAACGCAGACAUUGUCCAUUUACGAUUGUUAGAACGAUAGAACAAAUCUAUUUAAUGGGAAUGCAACGAUCGAUAUACAACGCUUCUAGAAUAGAGUCGUUACAAUCAAACGUAUCCGCUAGAAUUACUUCGACGAAAUCAUUUGCACACGAUCGCCGACGAUGCAUUUACGAACUUAACGAGCCUUCGAGUAUUGGAGCUCGAUGACAAUUAUUUAACAAAAAUUCCGACCGCGAUCGUUAAGCUCUCUGGCCUUGAAGACCUGUAAGUGUGCAUCGAUUAAGUAAAAUGUAAUUUGACAACUUUUUUUUACAUUCUAUGAAUACUACUUCCUUAUCGAGCCGCGUCUCCUUCGACCGGAUAGUUAUAUCAUCGCGAUUUUAUCUCCAUAAUGAGAGAUUUCCCGUUUUCUUAACGAAAAUUGUUCGCCUAAGCGUACCAACCAUUAUCACUCUGCAUUGCUGGGAAAUCUUAUCGGGACCGCACCUUGAGAUUUAAAUUGAACAAUAAAAAGACUUCUAAACUUUUUCAUCUAACUUCCUGCUUUAUCUUUUGUCUCGUUUUUUAACUGAAAGUUUGUUACUGCGGCGAACAAACUUCCCUUCGCAAAGGAAAAUAGGACAAAGAAAAUGUCGUGUUUUAAUAAAAAAAGAGAGGAAAAAGCGAAUCAACGAAACUCGUUUCUCAUCGGUGAAAAGAAAAUAAAGAAUCGUAAUUUAUCUGGAAGUCAGAACCGAAGAAUGCUGGAACAAAAAUUCAAUGUAUGUACUAUCGGUAAUGUCACGCGCAAAAUUUCCAAAAUUCAUCCGAAACUAAAAAAACGAUCAAAGCGAUUUAUGCAGAGUGAUCAUGAUCGUUAUGAUUCCGUGGAAUAUCCUUUUCCUCGAUCUUUCUGCUUUUCUAUUGCCGAUGUAUGGUUAAGAAGAUAAUGACAAAAUUUUAAAAAUUGCUGAAACAAGCGAAACCGCGAAAGAGAGAUCGACGCCGGUCCUUUUGUUUUCCGUUUUCACCGAAGGGAAGGAAGCCAAGAAAGUCGUAUUCGUGUAUGUUCCGUCGGUUCCGUAGGUCCCUGUCGAACAACCGGAUCGAAACACUGGAGGAACACGUGUUUCAGCGUGUCACUAAUUUAUUGUCGCUCGAUCUACGCGGAAAUCCGAUCAAGGAAAUACACGGCAACACCUUCCGCAAUCUAUACAAGCUCCGUAAAUUGAUUCUUUCGAAUCUGAAAGAAUUACGGAUAUUCCCGAAUCUAAAUGGGACAAAAUCGCUGGAGGUAUUGAGGUUAGAUCGAGCACAAGUGACGAGCGUUCCAACAAGUCUGUGCGAGCAGUGUCCAAAAUUGAAAAGUCUCGACAUGAAAUCGAAUUUUCUAACGGAGAUGCCAAAUUUACGAAAUUGCAGCGAACUGAGGGUUCUGGAUUUGGCCAGUAACGUGAUUCCUUCAUUGCCAGAUGAGCCGUUUAAAGGUCUGAACAUGUUACACGACCUGCUUCUGUCGAACAACAAGCUGCAAGUGAUCCCAAGCGACGCGUUCGUCGGGUUGUCAAGGUUGCAGGUGUUGGAUCUAGAGAGCAAUUACAUCGAAUAUAUUCAUCCCGAUGCGUUUAAAGAGACGAAACAUUUAGAGGAUUUAAAUCUCGGGAAUAACGUAUUUCCAGCACUGCCAACAUUGGGACUGUCAGGUCUGUUACAUCUUAAGACGUUCAACAACCCAGCAUUAAGAGAAUUCCCGGCUCCCGAAAGGUUUCCACGUGUGCAAACGAUGGUACUGUCGUACGCUUAUCACUGUUGCUCGUUCUUGUCGGUCGAAGUGGAGGAUCCGGUGACCAAGUCCUCCGUUCAAGAGUCGAUCCUGUUCCCAACUGACAACGAUUUUGAUAUGAUCCUCUGGAACUCGAGCUUUACCGAUAUCUGGCCACAGCUUAAUAACAUGACCGACAAAUUUGGCUCGCAAAUAAAUGAACUUUGGGCUAACUUUGGUUCAGAUUUUACGUACCCUGGUAACCUGCCCUCAUACGUUGAGGAUUAUUUUGAAGAGCAGAACAGCCGAGCUACCCAACCAGCUCGAACACUGCCUUCUCACGUACAGUGCCUACCUCAACCUGGUCCUUUUCUACCCUGCCAGGAUCUCUUCGACUGGUGGACUCUACGUUGUGGUGUAUGGGUAGUAUUUCUGCUCGCCAUGCUUGGGAAUGGAACUGUAGCGUUCGUGUUAAUAUUCUCCAGGAGCAAGAUGGAUGUCCCACGAUUUCUCGUUUGCAACCUUGCAGCAGCAGACCUUUUUAUGGGCAUUUAUCUAGGUCUUUUGGCGGUGGUGGACGCUUCUACCCUAGGAGAAUUCCGGAUGUAUGCCAUACCAUGGCAAACUUCCGCUGGAUGCCAGUUAGCCGGCUUUCUAGGUGUUUUCAGUUCUGAGUUAAGCGUGUAUACGUUAGCAGUUAUUACUCUAGAAAGGCACUACGCCAUAAUACAUGCCAUGCACCUGAACAAGAGACUUUCUCUCAAACACGCUGGUUAUGUAAUGAUUGCUGGCUGGGGUUUUGCUCUGUCGAUGGCAAGUUUACCCCUAGUCGGUGUAUCAGAUUACAGAAAGUUCGCUAUAUGCUUACCAUUCGAGACCAAUGGAAACGCGGCGUUGGCGUACGUGACCUUUCUCAUGCUGAUCAAUGGCGUUGCGUUUCUCAUAUUAAUGGGAUGCUAUCUGAAGAUGUAUUGCGCGAUCAGAGGCUCCCAAGCGUGGAACUCAAAUGAUUCUCGAAUUGCUAAGCGGAUGGCUCUGCUGGUGUUCACCGACUUCGUCUGCUGGGCCCCCAUAGCGUUCUUCUCGCUGACUGCCACGUUUGGGUUGCAGCUGGUGUCGCUCGAACAUGCGAAAAUAUUCGCCGUGUUCGUACUGCCAUUAAACUCCUGUUGUAACCCGUUUUUAUACGCCAUCUUGACCAAACAGUUCAAGAAAGAUUGCGUACUUAUUUGCAAGGCGAUCGAGGAGUCCAGGGUGACCAGGGGGAUCGGCAGAUGCCGGCAUAGCUCCAACUUCAGUAACAGGCAGACCCCUGUAAAUACGAAUAGCCUGGUAGAUAGGUCGUCGCGAGAGAAUCAGGCACCGUGCGCCUGUAAUUCAAGAUUACUUGAAACUAGCCAGUGUUCUGGCUAUCGACGAUGGGGCACCAGGAUACUGUGGCCAUGUGCCAGGGACACCAGGCCUAGACACGCACGUAGCGACCAGUACGCUUAUCAAAUCGCGGAGAUCCAACAGAAGCAACAUAAACGAGCCUCGUCGGUGUCCUCCAGUGAAAAUUUCUCUUCGUCUAGAUCGGAUUCCUGGAGACAAACUCAUCAUUGCGGUAUUCCAUUGAGGUUAUUGGAUCCUAAACGAAGAGCUUCUUCGUGGUUGAUCACCAGGAAACCGUCGCAAGAAUCGAACCUCAGUUCCUCCAGGAACGAUUCCUCCGGUUCUGCUACUACUGCCAGCACCAGCACCUGGAGAAUUUCAAGGUCUAGUGCAUCUUUAGAGAUUAAUGCGAGGAACACGCCUAGGCCAACUAGGUCAAAGCCACGACUUACCCGUCAGCUGGCCAUCCAGGAGCCUGAACCACCCGGAUCACCAAGCAGAUUAGCCGUCAGGCUCCUCGCCACCAUACCCUCCGCGGCAGAAACCAGUGACCAGCAAGAUGACGACAAUACGCCGCAAAAUUGAACGAUCUUGCACACACUUCAGUUUGUUAGAGAUUAUAGUCGGUUGUAAUAGAGUAAAGACAUGGGUCAUGUUGCUCCCGAACGGUUUCAGUAUUAAGUGUUCUCUAAGAGGUAUGUGAGGAAGGAGAGAAUCACUCCGUACAUUGACGAUUCUCGUUGUUGCAUGUUUGAGGUGAUUUGAGCGAAGAAAAAAUUGACAAUUUAGUAGAUUCUUCUUUCAACGUUUGUGAUUAAAUACGGUGUUUGUAAUAUACGUAUAUAUAUAAUAUUGUUUAAAAAUAUUACGUCUUUAUUUUUUGUUUUCUUCUGGAUUGUUUCUUUGGUAAGGAGUCUUUUAUAUUGAAAGAUCUGCAAGACGUUGAAAGAGGAAGAAUAUAACUAUACUUUUAUUCUCUUUAUACAAUUAUUUAUGCUAAUUUCAGUAGAAGAGCGAACGAUGUCGUAGAUCGUUUGGACUAGUGGAAGAAACAGGAUCAAUCUACCUUUAUUGACCGUCCGUUACACGUGCACGUAGGCAAUUGCACCAAGUGCAACCGGUGAAUACAAUAGUCAUAUUCGUUAAAUACUGCCAAGGAUUUUUAACAUGUUGACUGUCAAAGGAAUUUUAUACUUUUUACGAACAUUGCAUAAAAUGAUAUUUCGUUUAUACCAAUAUAAAAAGAAAGUAAAGAUACAACAGCAGAGAAUUUGCUAUAAUAUUUUUCAUAUGUAAUAUUUAUUUCUAUGUAUAAGUGUAAUCUGAAAAUUUAUCACGUAUUAUAAAGUUUCACCAAAAAAAAUUUCCAAGACAGGCAACGUGUUUAUUUAAUAGUAUAACAUACUAAUUUAAUUUGACAGAAGAAUUCAAACAUAUGGAGAAACGUGUCAAUUUCAUUGGGUUUUCUACCAUAAGAAGAGUUGUAACUUCAAAUCCAUGACGAUGAACUCAACGUUCUACUAUAGUUUUCAAUUAAAAUUAGAGCGUUGAACUAUUUAUUGAUAACUUAAAAAUAGGGCACACAGUAUUCUUUCUUCUUCUCUUUUUUCUUUUUUUUUUUUUUGUGGAAAAUUAUUCGACUCAAUAGGAACUCGAAUGCUUCUUUAUUCGUUGUUCAAAAGAAAAUCUGUUUAUCGCGAAAUCAGUAUUUCAAAUCCAUUGUUCGAUUGUUAAUAAGUAUGCUUGUGUUUUCAUAAGACUGAUGGUUUAUACAAUUUGUCCUAUAAUUCUGGAUUUCUAGUUGAAAAUCUGAACACGUAAUACGAUUUCUAAUCAAGUAUCAUGAUACCAGUGACGAAAUAUCUAACGAUUAAUUUAUUUGUUAAUAUCCAAGUUGGUCGAUAAAUUCUCAAAUAAGUUGGAUUACAUUGAAAUUUGAAUGUACUCAAUGAAUAAAUCCUUUUUAUGUAAAAACAUCUUUGUAGGGCAGGAAAAUUGAUCUUAGCCUGAGUCAUGUAGCAGUAUACAAUUAUUUGAGAAUUUAUAGACUAACUUGAAGCCAAUGUAUCCAUUGCUGUGAUCGUUAAUCACAAAGAUGAACGACCAUAGAUUUGUGCAGUUAUAGUUAGUUGAUCGUUAGGUCACAGUUAGACCAUUCUAGCCUAAAGACUAUUAUAAGAUCGUUACGGCGUGUGCAGAUGUUUAUACAUGGUUUUAAAUUAAUGACAAAGAUAUUCGCUAGUAUUAGUUACCGGACUUAAUUGUUGAUGAGUGUGUUAUUUCGUUCUUCGCGCAAUUGUUUCCAUGUUUAAUGCCGUUUGAGACCUUCAGAUUGUAUUUCUUGCCUUUUUGGGAGGAUAUUCUAUAGUUACAUCCAGUUUUAUCAAAUAGGCAGUACCUUUUAGACUUUUAAUAAAACUUAGGAAAGAGAGAAUAGAAAUCAAUAAAGAAAUUAUAAAAUAAUCUUAUAUAUAUUGUAUUAUACAUUAUAUAUAAAAUAAUUAUUCGUAAGAAAAAAAAACAACACACUUGAUCACUGCAACCUGAUAAAACUAUUUGGACUAUAGACUUUAACAUAUUGUUUCAGAGAAAAACUAGAAUUUACAUCUGAAAAUCUUGAACUGUAUAAACUGUAUGAACCUAAGCCACAGAAGGCUACAAAUUCUAAUUUGCUGCAACCAUGUCUAAUUUUGUCGGCAGUCAACAUUGGUGUAAAACCGAUGGAAAACAUGUUUUGCGUGUGUGUCCGGUCCAAACUAUUUAAUAACGUUUUUCUAAUAAAAUAGCGCAUUACGACCAA
This is a messenger RNA of Bombus huntii, 6263 nucleotides long. RefSeq names its product lutropin-choriogonadotropic hormone receptor (gene rk). Lineage: Eukaryota; Metazoa; Arthropoda; Insecta; Hymenoptera; Apidae. Gene Ontology annotation, biological process: G protein-coupled receptor signaling pathway. Gene Ontology annotation, molecular function: protein binding; protein-hormone receptor activity; G protein-coupled receptor activity. The record is from RefSeq and is a predicted model, not a curated record. The transcript is spliced from 11 exons. Bases 1397 to 4048 code for a protein of 883 amino acids. Gene Ontology annotation, cellular component: membrane.